Molecule: messenger RNA, 1191 nt
Organism: Neurospora tetraspora
Lineage: Eukaryota; Fungi; Ascomycota; Sordariomycetes; Sordariales; Sordariaceae
Exons: 5
Source: RefSeq, a predicted model, not a curated record
AUGUCAUUAAGUCGACCGAAUGUGUUCCGGGUUUCUGGCAUUCCAGCAAACAGCGAUGCCGAAAACUCAAUUCAGCAGGAUGCAGAAGCGUUUCUCUUCGAGUUCAUCCAGGACAAGUUUCAGGAUCACGAGCGCGGGCAAAUCGAGCCGGACAUUCAGAUCAUACCCUCCUGUACUGUUUCCAGUAACACCGUCAAUGCCCUGGUUGAAUUUUCACCAACAGAACCCGAGUUCUUGAAGGAGGUCCUCAACAACCGAGAAUCCAACUUACGAACUCUGAAGAGGGUGAACGGCAAGAGGAUCAUUAUCUAUUUUGAUCUGCAUUUCGCUGGCCUCACACAACUAUACCCCACGCCUCCUGAUCAGAGUGUUACUGUCGAUAUCAUCGCCAUUACCGGUCUGGGUGGACACUCAUAUGGCUCCUGGAGGAGUCGAACUGGCCCCGAGAUGUGGCUGCGUGACUUUCUGUUCGAAGAUAUGCCCCGUUGCCGAACAAUGACAUACGGAUACAGCUCACAGCUCUUGAAACGAGGCGUUGAGAAAGUAGAGGACUACCGACGCCAUUUCUUGGAAGAAAUCAUCAUUGCCAGAGACUCGGAGGGGUUGCGCCAGAGGCCGAUCGUGUUCAUUUGUUACAGCUUUGGGGGCAUCAUACUUGCCGAGGCCCUUGUCCAUGCCAAGUUGACCCGUGAUACCAAUCCGGACAUGGAAGCUUUGAGCAAAGCCACCUACGGCAUCUUUUUCCUGGGCGUUCCCCAUAGGGGACUCUGGGUAGACGACAUGCUGGACAUGCUUAGAGCUAUUCACCCGAAUCAUCCACGGGAGGAACUUGUGAAGCAGCUCCAAGUGGAUUCGCCAUCAUUGAAGACCCAGCUGGACAGAUUCAGGAAUCUUUGCCAUGACUAUGAGUUAGUGAGUUUCUAUGAGCUUGGCCCAACAAGGGAGCUUGAGCGGGACGUGGCCUCAGGGCGAUUUGGAAGAAGCGGCCAGUUUAGAACAGCUGUGACAUCCGAAUCCGCGAUGCUCCAGCUGCCAGACAGCAAAGAGAAGAAGUUCGGCUUUCCCGCUGACCAUUCUGACAUUGCGAAAUUCAGCGAGAGGUACUCCGGUCCUUACAAGAUUGCGAUUCGUUAUCUGAAUAUCUUCGAGAAGGAUUCACAGGAGGUGGUGCGGAGAAGAUUUGGGAGCAGU